Cetraspora pellucida is the source of this 232-nucleotide messenger RNA. NCBI's taxonomy places the organism in Eukaryota, Fungi, Glomeromycota, Glomeromycetes, Diversisporales, Gigasporaceae. The record is from the annotation of a GenBank genome assembly.
UGAUACAGAUGAAGAAAUGUUUAGCAAUAUGGAUAAAGAUGAAAUUCAAAAAUUAAGUACUGAUAUGGACGAAGUGCAAGAAUUGAGUACUGAUAUUGAUGAAAUGCAAAAAAUAAGUACUGAUGUGGAUGAAUUACAGGAAAUAAAUACUGAUAUAGAUGAAAAUUCUGAUAAUGAUAAUGAUUCUAGUAAAUAUCAACGUUAUACUGCACAAGAAAAAGGAAAAUGGUGA